GUUCGUUUUUGGCAUGGGCGCUGUUAGCGGGUGGCAUGUGUUUAAUAACCCGAGCAGGAAGGGCCGUGGCUUUAGCCGCCCUGCCGCCGCCGUGUGUUCUGGGAGAAUUCACUAGAUCCAAGAUGGCGGCGAGCAGGAGGUUGGGGAAGGAACUUGAUGAAAUCCGCAAAUCUGGAAUGAGAAAUUUCCGUCACAUCAUAGUUGACGAUUCAAAUAUUUUGAACUGGCAAGGGCUCAUUGUUCCUGAUAACCCACCAUAUGACAAAGGAGCCUUCCGGAUUGAAAUCAACUUUCCAGCAGAGUAUCCUUUCAAACCACCCAAGAUCACCUUUAAAACAAAGAUCUAUCAUCCCAACAUUGAUGAGAAAGGGCAGGUGUGUCUGCCAGUCAUUAGCGCAGAAAACUGGAAACCAGCUACCAAAACCGACCAGGUUAUCCAGUCCCUCAUAGCAUUGGUGAAUGACCCACAACCUGAGCACCCACUGAGGGCUGACUUGGCUGAAGAAUACUCAAAGGACCGUAAAAAAUUCUUUAAGAAUGCAGAAGAGUUUACAAAGAAAUAUGGUGAAAAGCGACCAGUGGACUAAGACUUGGCUGUUGUGAAUCCCACAAAACUCAUUCUAGCAGACCCAGAGCAGUGCGUUUCAGAAGCACCUCGAAGCAGGACUCAAUGUGGAUCACAGACAAGUGCCACCCCAUGGUGUUGCUUGUGUCUGUUACUAACUUUCUACUGUUUUCUUAAAUCCAAAAAAAAUUAUUAAAAAAUAAAAUGCAAAAAAAAAAAGAUGGUUUAGAAAAUAACCUGUAAAGAUGGGAUUAAAAAUACACACAAAAUGUUUUAGUUGUGCUUCGUUUGUUUAAAAUCACUGCUUCAGUAGACUAUACAUAUGUUGCGAAUAUAUUUGACUAAUGUUAUCAACGCCAGAUCUUAAGCCCUUCAGGAAAGAAGAAAAAAAAUGUUGUGGUGGUUCUGUUAAACUUUCUUUUCUAUGCUGUCCCCUGAACUUUGCUUUCUUCCCCACUCCUCCCCUCCCCACGAGAAUGUCUUGGUAAAGCAGCAGUCCUGAAGGUGGAUGACAACUGUUUCAUGUUACUUUUGCAUUCUGUGGAACUUGCUUUAUCAAUUCCCCUAGCAUUCAGUUUGUAACAUUUAAUAAUCAGAAUUACAGCCUAGUCACCAAUUCUAAUGUUUACGACAUUAAAAAAAAAAAAAAAAAAAAAGUUUUGUUUGUCAUUAAAGAAUUUGUUACGAGAUUACUGCUUACAAAUUUUGGAUCAUAAACGUUUAAAGAUUUGUUUUCUUUUUUCAAAUAACACAAACAGGUUCUAGUCUCCUUUUCAGUGUAGAAAUUGAUACAUUUCGAGAUGGCAUUAACUGAAGAAAAAAAAAACAUUCCCUGAGACAGCAGCAAAACGCAAUGUAGAAUAUAUAUAUAUAUAUAUAUAUAUAUAUAUAUAUAUAUAUAUAUAUAUAUAUAUAUAAUCAAAUGUCACUAAAUAAAUACAAAUGAAUAUUAACUUGCAUGUGUGUCAGAAGUUAAUGCAAGUUAGACGGGUAGUAAUAGUUACACGCUAAGGGUUUUGCGGAGUCAUUGCAGCUACAUAUGUGAAAAAUGCUACCCUUUUAAGAACAUACUUUUACAAUGUUUGUUGAAAUGCAGCAAACAUUCUUACAAGUAUAUGAAUAUUCAGAGUGCUUGUGCAGUAAUUGCGAUCCCACAUUAGCACUAAAUAGUGUAGUUGUCUUUUAAUGUGUUAAAUGCACUCUUUCCUUGGGUUUACUUUUUCUUUCUGCAGUUAUGUUUUCUUUUUUGGGAUAGUGAUGCUUUGUUAAGUUUCCUGAAUGUAUUUAUGAACACAGCAUAUUUUCUGAAAAUAGCCAAAAAUAAAAAUGAGGUCUACUUCCUUCCACAUA
Acipenser ruthenus (sterlet) is the source of this 1915-nucleotide messenger RNA. RefSeq names its product ubiquitin-conjugating enzyme E2 L3. The record is from RefSeq and is a predicted model, not a curated record. The transcript has 4 exons. NCBI's taxonomy places the organism in Eukaryota, Metazoa, Chordata, Actinopteri, Acipenseriformes, Acipenseridae. The coding region runs from base 36 to 587 and encodes 183 amino acids.